AUGACCUUCAUGAGCUGUUCCGCGGCCGUCUCCAACGGUAUUGCGCCGCGCUUCCUCGUCUGCGCGCGCGGGGUGCUCGCUCUCGGUUCCCACAGGAGUAGUAGGAGGGCGAGGCGCAGGCACGCGGCGGUCUUCGCUAAGACGAGGCGGAGGCGGCGGCGGCCCAGCGAGUGGCAGCGGCCGUGGUGGAGGACCUUCUUUGCUGACUGGAACGAGGACGAGGAGAGCCUGGCCGGGUUCAGGGAGGACGACGAGCUGCUGGAGGCGAUUGGGGCCGACCAGGAGCUGUCGGAGAACGAAAAGUUCGAGGAGUGGAGGAGGAAGGCCGAGGCGAUUGUUGAGCUGCGCGAGGCCCAGCAGGAUGCGAUGAACACCGAGGCGCGGUCGUGGGAGGAUUGGACCAGUGGUGGCGGCGCCGGCGGCGCGUCGGCGAAUGGAGGUGGAGGUGGGGACUGGGGCGGGGAGGCCAGCUUGUUGGACGAGAUAACUGAUGAUCCUGCGGAGAUCGUGUGGGACAAGGGCGUUAUCGAGGCUUUCAGAGAUACCGUCGAUGAUGAUUAUGAGGACAUGCUCUUCGAAGAUCGAGUGUUUAUGUAUGCCUCCACAAACUCGGCCAAAUUUCUAGCAUUGUUGAUUGUGGUUCCGUGGGUGGUAGAUUUUGCAGUCCAUCACUAUGUUAUGAUGCCCUUCUUAGACAGGUAUGUCGAGAAGGUUCCACUUGCAGCUGAGUUACUUGAUGUAAGGCGCAGCCAGAAGCUGCACAUGGUUAAAGACCUAAACAUGGAAAAGGCAAGAUACCGUAUGGAAGUAGAGAUUGGCAAAUCUCCUCCGCUUUCUGAUGAGGAGGUCUGGUUUGAGCUGCGGGAAAAAGCGAUAGAGUUGAGGGAUGAUUGGAGGCUAGAAAAUCGAGCAGCUUUAGCAAAUAUAUGGUCCGAUAUGGUUUAUGGGAUUGUUCUAUUCCUUCUUAUGUGCUUCAACCAGAGCAAAGUUGCGAUGCUGAAGUUCACAGGAUAUAAGUUGCUAAAUAAAAUUUCAGACAGUGGGAAGGCCUUUCUUAUUAUUAUAGUAUCAGACAUCCUUCUAGGCUACCAUUCAGAGUCAGGUUGGCAUACAUUGGUAGAAGUUAUUCUCGAGCAUUACGGGCUUGAAGCUGAUGAAGCGGCGGUCACAUUUUUUGUUUGUCUGUUUCCAGUUGCUUUGGAUGUGUACAUAAAGUUUUGGGUAUACAAAUAUCUUCCAAGAUUAUCACCCAGUGUGGGCAACGUUCUGGAUGAAAUAAAGCGCCAUUAG
Miscanthus lutarioriparius is the source of this 1290-nucleotide messenger RNA. NCBI's taxonomy places the organism in Eukaryota, Viridiplantae, Streptophyta, Magnoliopsida, Poales, Poaceae. The record is from the annotation of a GenBank genome assembly.